CUUGUUUGUUUGCGUGCCGUAUCAUCUGUCAUGGCGUGCCCGUGGCGGGUUCGCGAUCCACAAUUUUUUGCCACUGCCGUCUCGAUUAAAACAAGUGACAGCAGCGGGCCGGUUAUCAUCAAGAGCCCGCAGGCUUUCCACAUAUUUCUUUCCUAAUACCAUCGGCGGCUACCUUCCGUUUUCUUUCUAUAUUUCUACGUGAUAUUUCGCGGCUCGCGCCUAACGGGGUGAGAAGGGAAGGAAGCGCCGAUGGCGGCGAGCGUGUUGUGCCACGCGCCAUGUCUGUCUCCUCUUUGCGCACGUCGUUCCCGUCUAUCCAUCUGUUUGUCCCUCGACUGGCACGGCUGUCAUGCUCGCUCUACUACUCCACUUUCUUGUUGUUUCCCAAGUUUAUCCACAUUCUGACAUGCAAUCCUCCAAAAAUCCUUUUGUUCUCCAAUCCAGAUUCAUAGUCGCCCUUACACGGCUGUCCUAUAUAAACAUAAAAAUUCCACGCCGGCCGAGAAACUCUUGCGUAGCCUCAUUUUUUCUUUUCGUUCUUUUUUUUCCAUCAAAUUCGCGUGAUGCGCCACACGGGACACUUGCAUCCCUGUUGCGCGUCCGUCCACAAUUUAUUCUCGGACGCUCGAUUAUGUUGACCGUCGUCCGAUAAUGUGACAGUAGUCAUCUGUUAGAAUAUCUACUUAACUGCAUAAACAAGGGCUUUAUCUUCCGGGGGGCGCCUAAACUUGGCAAAUUUUCUUCUACGAUAUGACUCCAGUGAACGUUGGGUCACCCCUACUCUACUGCCUAUAUACCGUACCGUUAAUGAUUGGCGUUCUAACUGUACGAAUCUUCGCAGAAACCAGUGACAGUAGAAAUGAGAUUGAAAGUUUGGGAUCACCAGAUUUCCUUUGUGAUUGCAGUGAAAUAACGAGGAUUGCACAAGAGAGAAAAUGCCGGAUUAUACAUAGAGAUUUAAAGACGAAUGAGCAAGAGAGAGAUAGCUUUCUUUUCUACGUUGGAAAGAAAAUUGAAGCGCAGCAAAAUUACAACUGCCAGCAAGAGAUUGCAGUAGGAAAGGACAGAAUGUUUAGUUUUCAUAAGCCAAAGGUGUACCGGUCUAGUACUGGUUGUUGCAUCUGUAAAGCAAAAUCCAGCAGUUCAAGAUUUACGGACAGUAAAAAGUAUGAAGAGGAUUUUAUGGAAUGUUUCCAACUGGAGGAGCGUCGUACUGGAGAAAUAUGCAAUGCAUGUGUACUGCUUGUCAAACGUUGGAAAAAGUUGCCUGCUGGGAGUAAUCGCAACUGGAGACACGUUGUUGAUGCUCGCGCAGGACCAGGAAUUAAAUCCCUGACGAAGUUCAAGUCAAAAAAUAAAAAGAAACAAAAGGAAGUACCAGAAAAGAUAGAGAAAAUUAUGAAGAAGAAACAUGUGUACUUGAAGCCUGAUCGAGAUAGGGAGCAAAGCCCAGCAAUGAGUGACGAUUUAACUGAGGACUUUUUACCUGGUACCGGAAGCAAAGGAUCAAGCAGAGCGGGAAGUCCAGCCGAAAGUGAUGACCAUCCAACAGGCGAGAAAAGACUAGUUUUGGAACAAGAUGACAUCAAAGAUCAGCUCCCAGUUAGCAGUUUCAUUGACUUAUCUUACUUUAAACGCGAAACGAUUUGUUGCGGCAUAAUAUUUAAGGGUCACUAUGGCGAAGUGGUGAUAGACCCCACUCUGAUAAAGCCCUGCAUAGGCUGCCUGAAAAGGCGACGAGAACGACAACAACAGGCAAGCGCACUUGGAAGCAGCCCAUCGCACAGUUCAGCAUCAGCAAGUCCCGUUCACAGUUCAGCAUCCGCUAGUCCCGCUCACAGUGUAGAAUCCACUGCCGAGCCGACUGUCCCAAAGCCAACCAGCAAGACGUUCAGCGACUCUUCGUCAGACUCUGGUUACGACGAGUCUUCCAACCAAGGAGUUGGUGAGAGUAAAAUUGCCAAAAUCAUUCAAAACUCAAGCUCCACCGUUAAGCCCGCCGUCAAGGUUCAACCCAUCAAAAGUGUUCAGUUGAAAAGUAUCCCGACAUCGGAAGCUGUCAGGUUAAAAGCCGAAAUGCCAAUUAAGUUGGUACCAAUAAAGCAGGUUGAUCAGCUGAUAUGCAAGCCGCUAUCUCUCGUAUCGUCCGCUAAUGUUACCUUGAGCAGUAGUACUUCGCACCCCAUUGUCAGUGUUCCAACAAAUCCACUGGUCGACUUCGCUAUGCACGCCUCUUCCAGGCAAUCAGUCUCCAAUUAAUGUCGAUCUCUCGUAGAGUUUUAAUUUAUUUUUUUUUGUCCCUCAUCUAGUUAGGUGUACUACGUUAUGACAUUGACUUACCUAUUACGUGAUUACUAUCACUGUCCCAGAUAGCAAGGGCUAUGGACGGGCGUGUCUGAAAUUUUUAUGAGGUCAAAGACGAAUUAUAGAGUUUAUAACGUUACGAAUGGUGAUAAGUAAAUUCUUAUAAUUUGUAUGACUGUUAUAAGAUUGCGGUACGAAGGUAAAGCCACUUGCGGUUCGUUGCUCGCUCAGAAAAGUUCAUUCAUUAAAUGGUUACUUAGCGAGCUCGAUCCUACUGUCCUAUUUACAUUCUAAUGGAGAGAAUUACGGAACAAGGCAAAGUCAGCCUCCUCCGUGCUUCUCUACUGGAUCCAAUUGUAAACAGGAAAAUAAUAAGGGCAUUACAUUCCUACUACGUACCGCUUUGUAGCAUACCUAUUGCUUAUAAACUGCCACAAUCCACGAUUGUCAACUUGCCACGAACCUUAAAGAAAUAUUAGUGCGUGGUAAGUUUUCAAAUAAUCUAUAAGUCUAAUAAUUAGCGACAUACAUCAAAACACUGUGAUGAUAUUGUAAAGUUAUACGAGAUAGAAGAUUUUAACUUGGCCUGUGGCAGUUUUCGCGCGGAUGACGAUCGUAUUUAUUUUCGCUUUAAUCUUUAACGAAAGAAAAAACUUCGUGUUGCAGUGCAAAUGACCAAUACUACCCAUCCACGGCUUUUCAGUUCUCUGGGUUAUCCUGUAUUUUGCAAUUAUAUAUGUGAAUAUUAUAUAGGUGUUCCGAGAUGCCAAUCAAUUUUCUAGCGUUUGGGUCCAAAACAAAAAAAAAACAAUAUAGAGCGAGAAAGACAUGGCAUUGAUAGUUAAAGAGAUUUAAAGAAAAAAGGAUAAAAGAAUGAACGGAAGCAAAACUCAAUUCUCUUAGAGUCGUUAUUUCUACAUUAAAAAAAAAAAGGAAACAGAUGCAUCUCACGAUGCCAAUUGUGCGAAUCAUGCGAAACUCCAUGACACUAAAGCUAUAGGUGACUAAACUUAACAAUGUGUUCAGAUACUGUAAUUCUGAUCCCAAUUAUAGCAAUAAUAAGAGUAACUUAAUUAUAACGUAAAAUGAUGAAGUCUGUCAAGUAACGUAACUGCGCGUUACGAAAUUAUAUAUUUAGGCAGUAUUAUACCGGAGAGGGAAAAUGAAUGAGAAUAAGGCAAUCAGAUUGGCUGACUGGACCAACAGACUUUCUUACUGAUAACUUCGCGUUAAUUGCUGUGCGCUACGAAUGUGAAUUAUCGCUGACUAACGAAGAGUACUGUUUCUAUGUGUGACAUAAAAAAAUUAAUGAUAAAUAGUUAAGAAAUGUUAGUUCCUAGUUUCUCGUGAGAUGGGCACACAAUUAACGAACAAAAGCACAAGACGAAGGUACCUGUACCACAAUGUUAGAUAUCCUUGGAUUUCAAUUCAAAUUGCAUAAUGCGCGCGCAUACAGUCACGUGAUCGCAUGCUUUUCGUUCAAGUUCAAGAUCCUUGAGUCUUCUAGAUAUAUUCGAAUUUAUCACAGAGAUUCUCAAGCUUAACUGAUUCUCAUAUCUUUUGCCCCGAAACAUUAUUAUCUAAUUGGAGAUCUCUCGAGACAUCUUGUCAGAAUUAUUUUAUACCAAUCUGUGUAAGCGUUUUUCAAGUGUCACCAUAUGUAUUCGACUUACUUGGUCAUGAUUUUUUUCUUGUUUUUUUUUUCUUGUGGGAUUUUUUAAUUUCUGCCAAAAAUCUCCCUGAAUAGAGACUUGCUAAAUUUUUGUUUCAACGCUCCCACUGUCUUUUGAAUGAACUUCAUACAAGAUGUCUCCGGGUGCUCGCAUUUAUUUUGACAGCUGGUUACACAAAAUGGCUGCUGCCCAUCUUAUUACUUAGGCUCAUUGACAAUCGCAAUGCGGCGAAGGAAACAGUGAAGUUCCUUCGUUUGGAAUCAAACAUCGAAUUUAUAAUCUGUCGGACGACGAUGCCAGGCGCCUUGUCUCCCGACAUAUUUGAAUUGUAUAUUUGCUUCGAUUAGGAGACUCUAUGAUCUCUUUACUGUGAAUGCUCGGAUAAUAACUAUAUUCUCUUAUCGUCACAGUAUAAUUAACAGGUAUCGCGAUUAACUGUUGAAUCGUAAGCAGCAAUGACGGAUAAUGAAAGUGCACAGUAUCUAUAUAUCUAUAUUUUCAUUUUUAGACGUAUUUACAAGCCCUUUGAAUUUAUUUAAAGCCUCGCAUAGCGCGUAGCAGUUUUUCUUGAUUUAUUUUUUUCUAUAUUUUUCACUAAAAAAAAAAGAGAGACAGUCACAGUCUGCUUACGAUUCGGUGCGGUUCUGAAGAGAAGCUAAAGAACGACCGCAUUUAAUCGAUAAAUUAAUUUAUUUUGUAAACCUGUUUAUUUUGCAAUAUUUAAUAUUUCUUUUUUUUUUCCUUCCUUUAUAAAUUUAUAUAUUUUUUUAUUUACAGAUUAUAAUUCAAUUUCGUAUAUUGUAGAGGUGUACGCACUGCCAGGUUAGGGCAAUGUUUGAUUCCAGGUCAAUCUGCUGGCAAUAUUCUGAAAAUUAUUUAUUUUCAAUUAUUUUAUAUUAAAUUAUAAACGACUAUAAGUACUUUUUAAGGCCAGGUGCAAGAAAAACCACAGAUUGACUAGACACUGACAAAACGCAUGUCACAUUGCACAUCUGAUAAAGUGCCCUGGGUCAAUCUGUGGUACGCGUAGCAUCUUGAUAAUUACUAUAAUUAUGUAGCAUAUAGGUAGAUUCGAUACCGGCGUGCAUUUUCAAUGAAAAACGACGAAGAGCAAACCAAAACCAAUCACAUGUGCUAGUUUAUGUUAGUUGAGCAGCAGCGUGUAUUCGCGCGGCUGCCCCACGUCUAAAAUUCUAAAAAUUCAUCGUGCAUCGUCAGACAUUUAAUUACGUUCUUUCUACCGUCAAGAACUGAACAUUGUAUUGCGUUUAAUUAAACAUUAAACGCGCCAAGCGUCCACGGACAUGCGAUAAUGUUUGAAUAAAUAAGUAAUAGACAUAAUGGGGAGACACUUUGUGAAUUAUUGGGAAUUCCUCGCGAACUUAAACCUAUUGGUUCUGUUCUGCUACCAAGCUACACCAGUCGCUGAUAAGAAAAAAUAUUUUUUAAUGUGUGCCAGAUAAUCUAUCAAUAUUGAACGUCACGCUGUAAUAAUCUUUUCCCAAUUUCGUCUAAGCUUAAUUAAGGGUUGUAAAAGUUCAUUGUUGUGUGCGAUUAGAAGUUUUAUUGUAACGAGAAGAAAGGAUAACGCAAGCUGCAUAGAUAAUUUUUUUAUUAUAAAUUUUUUUUUCGAAAAUUAUAUAUAUAUAUAUAUAUGCAGCCUGCGUUUCUAUAGUUAAUAACGGUCACCUCGAACACGUGCAGUCUCAGAAAUCUGUUACCUCGGUAAGAUCCGCAUAUUAUACUCUCAGGAAUACAGGAUAAUUGUAAUUCGAUAAUCUUCAACGCAUUAUUCACAAUAUAUCAAUUUAAUUAUUCAUCUCGUUCUGAUAUUGACGCUCUUGCCUGGGAUACGAAUUGCUCAUUACUCAAUCCGACAAUACCUGACAGCUUCCGUUAACUUGGGAUGACUAAAGAAGAGAAAAAAUCAUUAAAUAUCACACUUACAUUUUCUUAUGAACUGUAACAUUAAUUUGGGUACACGGUACAGUUGCUGCUCCAUGAAAUUUCCUAUGCAAUGAAUUUUCAACGAUUUUCAUAUCGGUGUUUGAUCAUAGUAAUGAAACGUGGAAGUGCAUUUUUGUAUGUUAAUUAACCGAAAGAAAAAAUACCAAGAAAUUCGUCCAUCUUCCAAUGACUUUGUUUGUCGCUCUCGGGCAAGGUAUAUAUUGACCAACCAUGUAAAUAUGUAUUUAAGCUCAGCGAAAGAAGGAAUGAAACAGAAAAAGGAAUAAUUGAAAACAAAGUUUUAUUAUAUCGUACUCUCCGAUCGCACUCUGUAAAGGAUGAACGUAUUCGUUAUCACAGAAUGGAAAAAAGAAAAAAAAAGAAAAGUAAUUACGUUCAAGUCGUAGAACGUUUCUGCAUAUAACCAUUUCGACACGAUUGUGAGACUGAUCGAUGUGUAUUGAACAGAUUAUUUUUUAUUUACAAUAAAACUUAUAUAUAUAUAGGUGAGUGAAUCUUAAAAAGUCUUACAAUGUAUGAGGACACUGAGAGAGAGAGAGAGAGAGAGAGAGAGAGAGAGAGAGAGAGAAAUGAAUAAUAUUCUAACAAAUAACAAACGAACGACUGCCAUAAUUGUAAUCUCGUUAUCUCGCCGAUUAUCGUAUAUCGUAUAAUAAUUGUACAUAUUUUAUAAGAGAGUUAUAACGAGAUUAAUUCUCCAACAGCUCAACUGGCGCUGUAAGGCAGAGCCACUAAAUGAGAUUUCAUUUCUUCUAAUCAAACUAUACAUUAAUAAUGGCCGUUCGAUCGUUGAUAAACGUGAGAGGCGUGAUCAUACGUUAUAACUCAUAUUUCUCCUUCUUUGUUGCUCUUUCUUUAAUUCUUCACCUAAAAUCAAUGUACAAUUGCAAUUGUAAUAAACACGUUUAUUGCUAA
This is a messenger RNA of Cephus cinctus (wheat stem sawfly), 6860 nucleotides long. RefSeq names its product SIN3-HDAC complex-associated factor. Bases 751 to 2259 code for a protein of 502 amino acids. Gene Ontology annotation, biological process: negative regulation of cell migration. NCBI's taxonomy places the organism in Eukaryota, Metazoa, Arthropoda, Insecta, Hymenoptera, Cephidae. The record is from RefSeq and is a predicted model, not a curated record. The transcript has 8 exons.